AUGGAUGAAUAUCCACGCAUAAUAUCCAUGCCAGCGCUCCAAGGCAUCGCAGUCACCUUUGCCCUCUUAGCCCUCCUCCUUACACUCACCCGUCUCGUUCUCACCUGGCGCACCUCCCACCGCUUCCACCUCGACUCCCUCUUUAGCGCAACAGCAGCUUUCCUCGUCAUCCCCUACACCAUUGGCACCCUAAUCGAUGACCAAGUCCAGUACGAAAUGCAAGCGUACUCCGUCGGCUGGGAGUCUUCGCUACCUUCUUUAAAUCGCAUUGAAAGAGCGUUCAAGACAGAAGUCGCGUGCACGGUGUUCUUCUGGCUCAUCAUCUAUUCGUCGAAGGCGACGUUUCUGACAAUUUACUGGCGUAUGAUUUGCGAGAGGAGAGCUGCAAGAAACAUCUGGUUCAUCAUUUCGAGUCUUACCGCGUUGUUCUUUGGCAUUAUCUUUCUCUCUGUAUUCUGGGUAUGCGGGAGCCCUGGGAGAGUUGAAGCGUGUCAGAGUAUGGGAGAGGCGGCUGCGACGAGACUGUUGACAACAUGGUGUGUUUUGAACUUGGUGGAUUUUGCUCUGCUGAUCCUCUUCCCUCUCGCCAUCAUGCCCACAUCCCACACGCAACACGGCAAGCGCCAAAUGGCGGUAAUGUCUGCGAUGCUUCUCCUUGCAGCCUUCUUCACGUCGCUCGACAUUUUACGCACAUACUGGAACCUCACCAUCUCCCUAAGCGACACAACGAACCUCAUCCUUCUCUGGAGAGUCUUACAGCCUAUUAUCGCAGCCAUGCUUGCCGCCCUAUCUGGCCUCGCAAAUUGGUGUCGGAUUUCCUAUCCGGCUUCGGACGUCCCGGAGGAUGAUCGGAGCUGGAUAGAAAUCGGGGACCUGGGCAAAGUCUCGGAAGCAUAA
Messenger RNA from Paraphaeosphaeria sporulosa, 897 nucleotides. RefSeq lists its product as uncharacterized. Bases 1 to 897 code for a protein of 298 amino acids. The record is from RefSeq and is a predicted model, not a curated record. The transcript has 4 exons. Lineage: Eukaryota; Fungi; Ascomycota; Dothideomycetes; Pleosporales; Didymosphaeriaceae.